AUCAAAAACCCAACAAUUCAACUUCUUCUUCUUCCUCUCUAAUAUUUCUGCAAAAUAUGGCUUAUGCUGUUUGCCAUUCACUCAUCCAAACCGUAGACCGAAUCCUGAAUCUCGACCCUCAAAAGUACCCUAUUUCCGAUGAAGGAAAGCGACAGAUAAAAGAUCUCCUCGCAUGGAUAGAAUCCAUCAAACUGUUCCUCCAAAAGUAUCCCAAGGAAGCAGCGCCUUUCGAAACAGACGUCAGCAACGCCGCCAACCAAGCCGAAGACGUGAUGGAGCACUUCAUCUACGAGCACUACCGCUGGAACCUCAAGGCCGAGAAAAUGGCCGCUGUCGGCCGCCCACGCAAUCGCACAGAGAUCCUGUACGAUUUCCGUGAGCUGGACGUAGUGAUGGAGGAAAUCUCCCCCAUCGCUAAACAGAUGGCGGAGAUCCAACAACAGCACGGCGUGCGUCCAGCAACAACAGCCUCGUCCGGCCCGGUGUCCCAGCCUGAGAUUGAUAAUGACACGGUUGGCCUGGAGGAGUAUUUGAAAAAUAUUAAAGGUUUGAUGUGCGGACAGCCGUCGUCCCAGCGGCAGAUCAUCCCCAUCACGGGGAUGGGUGGCAUUGGGAAGACGACUCUGGCUAGAACUGUUUACAAUGAAGAGGAUGUCAUCAACGAGUUUCCUGUCCGCGCCUGGAUCGUUGUGUCCCAUAAUUAUAAAGUGGAAAACAUAUUUGGGGAGCUUCUGUAUGCACUGGAGCAACAGAUUCCUGACACUCUUGUAGACAAAAGUGAGACGGUGGAAAAUAAACUGCACAGGAUUUUGACACUGAAGAAGUACCUGAUUGUGGUGGAUGAUCUGUGGAGCGCCAAGGCGUGGGACGACAUAAGGAAGGCGUUUGGCAACCCCAAUAAGUGUGACGGGAGUCGGAUUGUGAUCACCACCCGGGAUGAGAGUGUGGCUUCUCAUGUCACCGCUUCCAUUCCUCACAAGAUGAAGCUCAUGACUCCUGAGAAUAGUUGGAUUCUGCUCAAGAAAAAGGCGUUUCGAGACAGGGAGCUUGAAUCGGAUAUGGAAAAGAUCGCGUGGGAAGUUGUUGCCGGUUGUGAAGGAUUGCCACUUGCGAUCGUGCUUAUUGGAGGUAUCUUAUUAGAGGAGAAAAUGGAAGCAUGGGGUGACAUUGCAAGAGAUGUGAAAUCCGCGGUUGAGAGUACUACUGAGUUCGGAAAGAGAAUCGCGUUGAGUUACACAUAUCUACCCGUUGAUUUGAGGCCAUGUUUCUUGUACAUGGGUGGUUUUCCGGAAGAUCACGAGAUCCGGAUCUCGAAGCUUAUCAAGUUAUGGAUAGCUGAAGGAUUCGUUGGAAAUGAAAAUGAGGCUAAAGAUUACUUGUACAAGCUCGUGAGGCGAAAUCUGCCUUUGAUCACUUCUCUCAAGCCAAACGCCGAUUUCAAAAGCUGCAACAUACACGAUAUGGUCCGUGAUAUGGCCAAGUCGCAGGCUCUAGAUGAGAACUAUGAGCGCCGGCUGAGUAUUGGCCAUACGGAUCUCACGCGCCUUGCUAGAGCUUAUGCCUCAACGCUGCGGUCGUGUUUGACCUUCCAGCCUAAUGAGAGCUCAUUAGGCGGACUGCGAAAGUUCAAGUUGCUGAGGGUGCUGGAUGUGGUGGACACUGAUGCGUACUCGCUCCCAGCUCCCGUGUUCGAGCUCUUUCAUUUGAGGUACCUUGCCUUCGGGUGUCCAAUGGAGGUUCCAUACGCCAUAUCAAGGCUUCAAAAUUUGCGGGCCUUGAUAGUUCGCCCGAGCAAGAGGCUGAGGCACCACUCAAACGACAACGUGGAUCUCCCCUUGGAGAUUUGGAUGUUGCCGCUUCUGACUCAUCUCGUCUCCUUUUUCGAUCUCCUGCCAGAUCCAAAAGGAGCGGCCUCCGCUCUGAAGGAGCUGCUCACACUGAAUGUGGUGAAGAAGCUUAUAUGUACAGAACAGAUAAUGGGAUUACUUUACAAUUUGAAGAAAUUGGCAAUCACUUAUUUUGGAGAUAAAUACCCAAAUGAAGACUAUCAGCUCCACAAUCUUCAUCUCCUGACUCAACUUGAGAAGCUGACAUUAGUUGUGAAGAAAGGCUCUCUUCUUGAGAAAAAAGCAAAGCCUGUUUUCCCGAAAUCGCUGAAGAAGUUAACCUUGAGCGGUUGGCGAUUCCCUUGGGAAUAUAUGAAGGCUAUUUCUACUCUCCCCGAGCUUCAAGUGCUCAAACUGAGAGAUCAUGCCUUUGAAGGCCGUGCGUGGAGCACUAUUCAAGAAGACAGUGAUGAUGACGAUGAUGAAGAAGAAGAAGAAGAAGAACAAGAACAAGAAGAAGAAGUAGGGGAUUUGUUUGAUAAACUAGAAUAUUUGCUAAUUCAGGAAUCUGAUUUGGAGGAAUGGAAGACUAAAAAGGACCAUUUCCUAGGUCUGAAACGGCUAGUGCUCAAUCGUUGUGGUAAGCUAAAGAAGAUUCCGGAAGACAUUGGUAACAUUUUAGAACUUAAACUGAUUGAGGUUGAUCGUACGAACGAUCCUCUUCUCAAGUGUGUCCAAGGGAUCCGUGACUAUCAGAAGGAGUUCAAUGAUCGAGUCCUUCUAGUUCGACAGUUAUAAGCUUUUUAGGUGUAUUGACAAGAAGCUGAGAUAUGGCGGAUUUGAUGAUCAAGCUUUCAAAUCUAAGAAGCAUCACCAUGCGUGUUUUAUUAUGUGUAUGGUUUUAUUUAUUUAUUUAUGUUUAUGUAUUUCUUGAUUUGGACAUGAAAUGUUGGUCUGUAAAACAUUCGAAAGGUCGGUCUUGUAAUUUUCAGAUAGUGAUGCAGGGAAAUAACGAUAUAUUAUUCCAACAUUUACAGGAAUCCCAAACCCUGUUCGAUUA
Salvia splendens (bonfire salvia) is the source of this 2886-nucleotide messenger RNA. RefSeq names its product putative late blight resistance protein homolog R1B-14. The transcript is spliced from 4 exons. Gene Ontology annotation, molecular function: ADP binding. The record is from RefSeq and is a predicted model, not a curated record. NCBI's taxonomy places the organism in Eukaryota, Viridiplantae, Streptophyta, Magnoliopsida, Lamiales, Lamiaceae. The coding region runs from base 57 to 2624 and encodes 855 amino acids. Gene Ontology annotation, biological process: defense response to other organism.